AUGCUUAUAUUUGUAUUUUUAACCCUUAAUCUAGAUGAAUGCGACUCAGAAAUACUAUUAACUCUAAUAUCUAGAUCCGACAUAAAUUCUGAGUUGUGGAGCAUCGGUUGGUACCAUGUGCCACCGCAUGGGCCAAAAGGUUACUGGAAAUCAGCACAAAGAGAUCUUGACGAAGACGAUUACAGAUAUGGCAAAAGCUCUAUCUGGCUGGCUCCCGAGGAGAGCCACACAGCCGACCUGCCGACCCUUCGGAAAGGAAGACGACUGUGCAUUCGGCAACUAGAUUGCCCGACGCUUGAACAACUGAGUGAAGAGAGUGCCUGGAUGCGUGAGACCUUCAAUACAAAGGCAGCUAAAAAACAGAGAAAUUGGCUAAUAGAGGAAGACGAGGCGAAUAUCGAGGCAAGGAUAACACAAUCUGGUGAAAAAGCGCGGGCAAAUCUGGCCUACGCUCGCCUGCAUGCGGCCAACAAGUGGAAUAGCCAUUUGCUGUUGAGCGACCAAGUCGGGAUCAGUAGAGACAUAAAUAGAGACGUCUACAAACUAAACGACGCAAGAAAAAAAACUAGCAACGAGACAAAAUGGCCGGAAGACGUGACAGGAAUCUGGCAAUGUUGGGUGGAGGGCUAUAGCUCAGGUCAGUUGGCUAUUGACUCAUAUAAAGCUGAUGAACAGCUGGCAAUAUAUCCACGCAUACGGCGGACACGCUGGCUAGUCACGGAGAUCCGUAUAAAUGCUGGAUACGAGAAACCAGAGGCCGAAUAUUUCGACACGGAUACUACUGUGCUGGUGAUAAUACUAAUCUGCGUGCCAAGCUUGCUUUUGCAGACCAGCCUGUUAAUAUGCCUGCCAAUCAUCGCUAGCGAAAAGUGGGCUCACCUUUUACCCAUUCGUGCUCCUACCUACUCGAAAAAACUAGACUGCUUCAUUGGGGAUACCAAUCGGCCUGAUAGUCUAGAUGAACAUAACGUCCUCAGACUGCGACUAGCUGAGAAGGGCUUUUACGAG
Messenger RNA from Protopolystoma xenopodis, 1008 nucleotides. NCBI's taxonomy places the organism in Eukaryota, Metazoa, Platyhelminthes, Monogenea, Polystomatidea, Polystomatidae. The record is from the annotation of a GenBank genome assembly.